This is a messenger RNA of Chelmon rostratus (copperband butterflyfish), 2576 nucleotides long. Its product is annotated as protein ELYS-like. The coding region runs from base 22 to 2268 and encodes 748 amino acids. The transcript has 14 exons. The record is from RefSeq and is a predicted model, not a curated record. NCBI's taxonomy places the organism in Eukaryota, Metazoa, Chordata, Actinopteri, Chaetodontiformes, Chaetodontidae.
UUUAGUUCUUUGAUACAGGGGAUGGUGACUCAGCUGCACAGACAGCAUAGAUACAUCUGGACUUCUGAAGACUGCACAGACCAGUGCUAUCCUCCACCGAAUCUGCAGGCCCUGCUGAAGCUCGUGCUGAUACCUCAUAUCGACAACAUGUCAGUCCAAGCACUUCUUAUGUACUUUAUCCUGGAUAUGGCAAACUUCCUACAGUGCAAAGAUGACCUUCUCCAGUCUUUCUGCCAUGCCUUCACUAUUCCCUCCAGCUUCUCCCAACAAAUCAGGGCCUUCUGGAUGCUUGAUCGUGGACAUGUCAAGGUCUCCAUGGAGCUGUUACUGAGCCCCAGGGCUGCUGUUCCCUGGUUCUCCUGGCAGCAUCAUUGCAUCGUCCACAGUCUUCUUAUGAGGAAGCAGCCUCAGCUGGCGUUAAAGUACCUCCACUGGACCAGACCCACAAUAGAGAGCGCUGAGGAUGCUAAGCUCUGUGCAGAUGUACUGCUUCAAAACAGCUGUGUCUCUGAAGCGUGGGCUCUGCUGAAGAGAGGCCACGCAGACAGCAGCGACAUGGUCACGCACUUCCUCCAGGCUUGUAACAGAGCUGGUCUGUGUGCAGAGGCUUUAAAGUACAUCCCUGCAGGAUACAAUAGCGAGGGAGACAAUGUGAAUGGGAAAGAGACAACAGGGCCACUCAUGAAGAAAGCAGGAAGGCCGCCUAUCCCACUGUCUGCCAAACUGUAUCAGGCUCAGGGAGUGAACAGAGUGUCCCCAGAGGUGCUGCUCCAACUGGUCAGAACCGCCGUGAUGGAAGUGAGGAAGCCACAUCCCAAGAUAAGUGAGGUGGUGUGGCCUGAGCACACAGACAGAAACUCAAACAGAGAGAUGUGUCUGUCGACCCAGGCUCUGCGUCACCUCACGCCCAGCCCCUCGCCAGUGGGUAUGGUACAAGAAACUGAGCCAACAGAAACAGCCGAUGAAGCAGAAGAGGAAGAGCCUGUCCGAAAUCAACCUGAGUCACCAGAGCACAUGUCUUCCUCUGAGGACGACUCUGUCUCCUCCUUCACCUCAGCCUCCUCCCUGCCUCUGUUGAGACGGGACCGCCCUUAUGUGUAUGAAAGCACCUUGACUCUGCAGAGGAUCUCCUCUCUGCUCACUGAUGGAGAGAGCCAUGGCAGGGAGGAGGAAGACGAGGAAGACAGCAGAACCCCUUCAUCAACUGAUGCCUUGCCAGAUUGCCCUGAGGUGAUGCUGACACUAGAUGGCGCCACAGACCCCAUUUUCUUCAGCACUUUGAACAAAGGUACUUUGGUGGAGCUGGUGCUUUCUGCAGAGGAGGAAUUCCUCGGUGCAGUUUCAGGACCUGCCGUCGAUGAAACCCUUCCUGUAAAUAAGAGUGAGGACAGCCAAUCAGUGCCCCCCCUCUUUGAGCCCCAGGUGGAGAGUCACAGCUUCCUCUCACCUGAUGAUGACUUUGCUGAUCUGUGGCACGCUGCCGUAUCACUCCACCAAGAGGACCAAUCAAAUUGCAUCUCUUAUGAGAGUUUCAGUUUUAGUGAGGCAGCCACAUCUGACUGUUUCCUGGAGGAAGAACCUCCUCAGAAAACAUAUGAGGAUCACCAGCGACAGGACGCAGUGGGAUGCUUCAGUCAAGGCUUCUCCUGUGCCAUGACUGAAACCACUCAGAACCUGCUGACUGACCCUCACCAGAGCCUUCUAUCAGAGGAUCCAGUAGCCAGCGGCACAGGGGCCUCUGCAGGGGUGGGUCAGGAGGACACCUCCCUCCUCCCUCCGGUGUGCAGCUCUAUCUGCCCCACACAGCUUCAGCAGACCUCUGGCAGCUCUGUGACCCCCAGCCAAACCUGCAGCAUCCAAACCACCUCUGACACCACCAAUGAGAGUUUCCCCAAAGUCCAAUUAAAGACAGAUGAGCCCUGUGUCCAGAGCACCUCAUCCCACCUUGAUCGCUGCAAAGCAGGCAGCUGGUGGAAACAGGACCUGGAAACCUGUAGAGCUUCCAGUGGCCUUCUGUGUGCUGCAGAGCCAGGAGCAGCUGUCACACCAGAUAAUAAGAGGCCUUCUCUUUUGCUAAGCCAACCAUAUUCCAACAGUCUGGUCAACUUUAUGGACUUCACUGCAGAGCAAAGAGGAGACAACAGAGACGGCAAACAGGCAGACAAAGAGGAGCCCGCAGGUUGGAGCAGUUUGGGGAGGGGUUCACAAGGUGCCAUAAGAAGUGGGAGAACACGAUCAAGGAAAGGAAAGCGAGUGAAGAGAACAUGAAGAUUUAGUACAUCUCUGACACAAAGGACAGCGCAUGGAGAACUGAACUGACGUGUAGUUCUCAGUCUUUUAACAUGAUGCAUCUUUCUUUAGAUUCAGAAAUAUAUUUUGUAUUCAAAUCUGGAUUUGGUUCAUUCACCUGCAGGCAACGCUGGAUUAACUCACACCUGAUCAUACGACAGGCCUCAGGAUCACCACAUGGACUUUUCGCCUUGACACUAUGCGUCUCCCCCUUCCUCAUCAGUCACCUGUCUGUCUGUUCUGACGGCUCUCCCACCCAGUGACCCUGUCCUGCCACACCCUUUUUC